AUGCCAUUGCGUGCGAUCUCAUCGAUACAGUCGACGAACCGGCAUGAAACAAUCAACGUGAACUUGGUAGAUUCACCAGACUGGAUUCGUGAGCGUAACCCAGCUGGACAAUUGCCCAUCAUAGAGUUUGGACCGGACAACAAAGUGCUAUACGAGUCGCUCAUAGUGUGCCAAUACCUGGAUGAGACGUACGCCGAGACCCGACCCCUACAGUCCCGGGACCCGUACCAGAAGGCCAGGGAUCAGGUAUUUGUUGAGCUAUUUAGCAACCUGUGGGCGCCCGCAUCCAGACCUUUCUUUAUGUCGGCUGAUCUGUCGGCCGAUUGGCUACAUAUUGUCAACGGAUUCAAAAAGUUUGACAACUUGUUGGCGACAAGAGAGGGGCGAAGCAAUUUUUAUCAGCCCGGGCUCGUCGAUUACAUGAUAUGGCCCUCCAUUGAACGCCUGCCGCUAUUUGUAGACAUUGCCGGUCAUAACGGGGCUGAUUAUUUGCGGCGAGAGUUGCCAACUGUCCACAAUUACUGGGAACAAAUGUCUGGCGACACUACUGUUCAAAGUGCUCGCUUACCGGUAGAGACUUUUAUAGAAAAUUUGCGUACAUUUGGCGAUCCGUACCCACCGCGGCUUAACCCCGAUGUUAUGCGGGUAUACAGCCAGCAAAAUAGUCCGUUCGCCUACCGGGUGCUCAUGGUAUUAACUGCUAAACAAAUUGAGCACGAAAUAAUAAACAUAAACAUCUGGGACAAACCCGAAUGGUUUCUGGAGCGUAGCCCACUCGGGAAAGUGCCCGUGGUGGAAAUGGGCCCGGCUGGUGAUUUACUAAACGAGUCAUUAAUAAUCGCAGAUUACCUUGAUGAAACAAUACCAGGCGCACGACCAUUAGCCUCACCCGACCCCUACCAACGGGCCAGCGAUCGGGCAUUUGUCGAGACAAUAGGCCAGUACUUUGUGGGCCUGGAGUAUGUGUUUACUAAAUCCGAUUUGGCCGCACUUUGGCCAGAGAUCGAGGUUAAUUUGGCCAAAGCUAAUAACAUGUUAGAUAAACGUUUGAAUGGUGACAAGUAUUUAUCAGGUGCUGAUAAGCCGGGUCUUACCGACUAUAAGAUUGCCCCUUUCGUUCAUUUGUUGCCCCUAUGUGUAGACCUGUUAGGUCACAACUCGGACGAGUAUUUUCGCGAUAAGUUACCUGUACUGUACACAUAUCGUAAGGCAAUACAGUCAGACCCCGUUGUUAAUAAAGUAGUCACACCGUACGAUGAGUUUUGCAAAAUAACCGACGAGUAUCACAUCCGCUCUAAGCUAAACGACGAUGAUCGUCAGAAAAAGAUUGAGAAUGUGAAUAGUUUAGUGCUUUUAGCCACUAAAGUGGAAGUGCAAUUGACACGAGAGCAACGUGAGUCGGACGAUGAUCGACGUGGCGCACGGCCACGGCAAGUUACUUUCUCACCUUCAGUGAAUCGUAACAAUUUCAAUGGAUAUGCUAACAACCGCCCUCAAAACCAACGGGGCUAUCUCGCAACAAGCACGCGAAAUAGGAUCUUCAUUCAGAAGUCUCAAUAUUCAGCCUAA
Molecule: messenger RNA, 1569 nt
Organism: Medioppia subpectinata
Lineage: Eukaryota; Metazoa; Arthropoda; Arachnida; Sarcoptiformes; Oppiidae
Source: the annotation of a GenBank genome assembly